GUUGUUCUAAAAGAAAAAAGGCCAAACAGAUCGAUAGAGUUUAGCGACAUUCCAUUCACCUUAUUUCUGACAUUUAAGAAAAAUCAGGGGCUUCCACAUACAAGAUUUAUACUGCUCACAGUUCCUCUUGAUUUUUUUUCUCCGAUUCGCCUAUAAAUUUCUAUUUUUCUAAGAGGCCAGUGAAUGGACGCUUUGGCAGCCCGCUUCAUAGAGUAUCAUUAGUCCUCCGACAGAAUUUCCCCUUAGUCCGGGCUUUGCCAAGUACACUUACACUACCGACCCGGUAGGUCAGGAUAGUAGUGCACAGAGUCCUCGCGUGUCCGGCUCUUGUCACGGGGACAGCGGGCGGUUCCGAGGACUCCGCCUGCACACCUCAUUCAAAUAGCGGCGCUCCCUACGGCUCCGCCCUUCCCCAGCCCUUUCUCCUGCCCCUUCCCUCUCUAGAGCACGCACAAUGAAUUUCCCUCAUUCACCUAGUUUUUUGUUUGUUUAGUCCCCACUGGAAUAUAAGCUCCUGGUGACAGGGCGUGGGCUGGGACCCAGGGCGAGGUGCGCGCCGUUGGCGUCGGAGGGCAGGGUGGGAUCCUGUCCUAUUUACAUGUUUGAUGUUUUGUUCAUCAUGAACAUUUUGGCAUUAAUUUUGAAUUUUUAAAAUAUUGUAUUAGAAUUUUUUUAUUACUGAGUUUUCUGGCGCUCACUAAAUUCUGCGCUCACGCAAGUGCCUCUCCCGCUGGGGCCGAGAGCUGAGACUAUUUUACUCUAGGCCCAAUACCAGGGCCCCCUGCAGUACAGGGCAAAUUAACACUCUCUCACUCGGUAAAAAACAUUCUUUAAAAAUCUCCGCCAGUUACCACUUGCAAGACUCCUGGGAACCUCCCAGCCUGGGCACAGGAAGUCUGGGUAAUCACGGGAAAGAACUGGGCUUGUCUCCCCACCGCCCCGUCCUUGCCCCUUUCAGGCCAAACCGCCCUGCCCCUCCCAUGUCUGCGGGACUCCUGUGGCAGGUGUCCUCCACCGCAGGUGACCUCGAGCGGGCCAUGGUGGAUGCGCUGGGCGGGCGACACCUCGUGACCGCUGGCGGCGCGUGGGUGGAGGCCGAGACUGUGCUGCAGAACAAGGUGGUGGCGCUCUACUUCGCGGCCGCCCGGUGCGCGCCCAGCCGCGACUUUACGCCGCUGCUCCGUGACUUCUACGUGGAGCUAGUGGAGCAGGCGCUGCCGCCCGCGCCCUUGGCUGUGGUCUUGGUGUCAGCCGACCGCAGCGCCCGGGAGAUGGAAGACUUCAUGAGCCAGCUGCCCGGUGGCUGGCUAGCGUUGCCCUUCUACGACCCCUAUCGGCAGGAAGAUCCUGAGUCUGGAGAGCAGGAGAGGGGACCUAGGAGGCCACUCCAGCCAGAACUGGAGACCGUGGAUUAGCUGACCAGGCCAGUAAUGACAUUCCUUCUGGCCAAUUAAAAAUGGAAGCUAACUUUGGAAGUCCUGUGGAAGUGUAACUCUUCCCCCAGCACCUGCUUUGGUUCAUGCUGAGGAAGAAAUGAGAGGGCAAACUUGCUUCCUCAAGCCUCUGUCACAGCAGGACUAAGUCAACCAGAUAAAUCCAAAUGACCGCGAUUCACUUGGCAAAAGGAUGCAUUAUAGCAUUACGUCUUGUGCUGGUUGUAAAAUGCGUUUUGAUUUGCUUCGUACUUGAGUUUAUACACAGCUUUUGAAAGAACACAUUUAGUUUUGAAAGUGAUGUAAUCAAGUUAAGAGCUCAGGCCUGGCAGAGCCCAGCUCUGGGAUUCACCCAUGGGGUGACCGGGGGCUGAGUAUAAUGACACGUCACAGACGCACGAGGACUGCGUUGACACAUGAAUUCAGAGCAUGUCAGCUGGUGGUGUGCCAGCACUUGGUGUGUACGGCCCAUUUCACAGAUGUGCCUUAAGGCUCAGAGGCCGGCACUCCUGGCCCUGGAACUCUUUCUGCUUUGGCUGCUGCUUCCCCGAGGGGCCCUAGCUGGGAGAAGGGUCAUCAGAACUACCUUCCACUUCCUUGGUUAUCUUGUCAAAGCUGCUGAGGUUCCUGCAGGCAGCUGAGCAGCUCAGGGCCCAGGUGGCCUCACUUGGCCAUCUCAGGCCAGGAGCUGACUUCCUUCAGACCCGGCCUCACCCCUCUGUUUUUCCACUUGAAGAAGUUAGCUCCUGCUCCUUUCCAGACUGCACUUCAUUAACCCUGUCAUUGCUGUUUGUACAUUAGGAAAUGGGAUAUUCUGUGGGGAUUCUUGGUGCUGUUUCCCCAAUUCUGCUUAUCCCAGCCUGAAUUUAUGGGAUCAGAUCAGGAGCAAAAUAGAAAUAGCCACCACCAAGGAGAACGAAGGAAUGUAGGGCGGAAGCGGAGGAAGUUCCUAAUGUAUGCAGAACACAGCCCUCUGCUGGGUGCUAUGGGAAAGUGGGGCCAGGGCAGUAAUCUCCUUGGCCCCUUGGUCACAGUGAGGGAUCCCUGCUGUCUUCCCUCAGCGGCUGUCCAUUGGAUUACUGCUGACCGCCAAGUCUUAGGAGGAAGAGAGGACAUUACCCACAGAGCCCCCACAGGGUCACCCUGGCAUGGCUGGAGGUAGGACCGCUGCAAAUACCCCUGCAGGAAGAAAAUUCCUGGAGUCGCUCACCUUGUCCCCAGAGCCCACACAAAACCCGUUUGAGACUGCCCUUCUGCCUGGACAGGCGGAUGUUUACUGAUGUCUUUCCUACCAGAGGCAGAGUGGGCGAGAGGAGGGACUGACCUUCAAGGCCUGAACAUGGGGCCAGCACCCAGAACAGGCCGUCCUACCUGGCUUCCUUCCCUUUGUUACAGGCCUAAGAAAGAAGCAACAAUUAAAUACAAGGUCUGACAAUUAAGUUUGUGAACCCAUCCUAGAAAAAAUGCUACAUACUUCAUUGCCGAAUAUACUAUGAUCACCUUCGGAGUAGUCCCCUUGGAGAGCUAUGCACAGAUGCCAGCGCCUAGUCCAUCUUUCCAAGCAAUUGUGCAACUCUUUUUCUGGAAUGGUCAU
Hipposideros armiger (great roundleaf bat) is the source of this 3027-nucleotide messenger RNA. It is a transcript of the gene NXNL2, whose product is annotated as nucleoredoxin like 2. Gene Ontology annotation, biological process: photoreceptor cell maintenance; visual perception; sensory perception of smell. The record is from RefSeq and is a predicted model, not a curated record. NCBI's taxonomy places the organism in Eukaryota, Metazoa, Chordata, Mammalia, Chiroptera, Hipposideridae. The transcript has 4 exons. The coding region runs from base 981 to 1415 and encodes 144 amino acids.